This is a messenger RNA of Alligator sinensis (Chinese alligator), 3038 nucleotides long. RefSeq names its product phospholipid phosphatase 3 (gene PLPP3). The transcript has 6 exons. NCBI's taxonomy places the organism in Eukaryota, Metazoa, Chordata, Crocodylia, Alligatoridae. Gene Ontology annotation, biological process: phospholipid metabolic process; phospholipid dephosphorylation; canonical Wnt signaling pathway. The coding region runs from base 438 to 1382 and encodes 314 amino acids. The record is from RefSeq and is a predicted model, not a curated record. Gene Ontology annotation, molecular function: phosphatidate phosphatase activity.
CACUGGAAAAAAAAAAAAAUGUGGAGUUAAUUAUCCUCUGUCAGAUGCAGGAAGGGGGCUGUACUUGGAGAUCCCAGCAGAGCCCAAGUGACUUCGGAGUUGUGUGUGCGUGUGUUUUUUUUCUGGAAGGGGUGGAAAGCACCUCGGGAAAUAAAAAGUGCGGGGCCGAGGCCGGGGCUCGCACAGCGGCGGUGGCAGCGGCAGGCGCAGCCCCCAGCCCGGGGAAGCCCGAGUGCCCCCUUCCUGCCUGCUCCCAUCGCUGGCUUUGAUUUUGAUUAUUAUUAUUAUUAUUAUUGUUGUUCGUUUGUUUUGCAAGGACUUGUCUCGUUUUUUGCGGGGAAAAAACCAAGCAAACUUUCUCUCUCCUCCCUUCCUCCCCCCACCUCCUCCUCCCUGGGACGAGCCGCCUAUGCGACUCGGCCCGGGCACGCCGCAGGAUGCAGAACUACAAGUACGACAAAGCCAUCGCUCCGGAGAGCAAGAACGGCGGCAGCCCGGCCCUCAACAACAACCCGGCCAAGGGCAGCAGCAAGAAAGUGCUGCUCAUCUUCCUCGACCUCUUCUGCCUCUUCAUGGCUGGCUUGCCCUUCCUGAUCAUUGAAACCAGCACGAUUCCACCGUAUAAGCGGGGGUUCUACUGUAACGACGAGAGCAUCAAAUACCCCUUGAAAACAGGCGAGACAAUUAACGACGCUGUGCUCUGCGCUGCAGGCAUUCUCAUUGCCAUCCUUGCUAUCAUAACAGGAGAGUUUUACCGGAUCCGCUACUUGAAGGAGAAGUCAAGAUCCUUCAUCACGAACCCGUAUGUGGCAGCUCUGUACAAACAAGUGGGAUGUUUUGCCUUUGGCUGUGCCAUCAGCCAGUCCUUCACAGACAUUGCCAAAGUGUCCGUCGGACGGUUGCGACCUCAUUUCCUGGAAGUUUGCGAUCCAGAUUAUUCAGAAACUGACUGCAAUAAAGGUUACUACAUUCAAAACUACACCUGCAGAGGAAGCGACAGCAAAGUCCAGGAAGCCAGGAAAUCCUUUUUCUCUGGCCAUGCCUCCUUCUCACUCUAUACCAUGCUUUAUUUGGUGUUAUACCUGCAGGCCAGGUUCACGUGGAGAGGAGCCCGCCUGCUACGUCCCCUUCUGCAGUUCACCCUCAUCAUGAUGGCCUUUUACACAGGACUGUCCCGUGUGUCCGACCACAAGCAUCACCCUACGGAUGUGCUGGCAGGGUUUGCACAAGGAGCCCUGGUGGCUUACUGCAUAGUGUUUUACGUCUCGGACCUCUUCAAGCCCAAGAUGAAGACUUCUCUGCCUCCUCCUCCUCCAACGCGGAAGGAGAUUCUUUCAUCUGUGGACAUCAUUGAACGGAACAAUCACCACAAUAUGGUGUAGGCCAUUGAAAAACCUGGUCUUUUUUAUAUUUUAAUUUUAUUUUAAAUUUUUUUUUUGUUGUUGCAAAAAUGACUGCUGACAGCAACUACCUGCUGCUCUCAAAUCUCAUCAGACAGUAGAAUGUAGGGAGAGACUUUCUUGCCCAACCAGUAAGGUCUAACUCUGUGGCCUUUUCACUUGCAACAUUUGCAUGAAAUAGGUGUUGUUCAAAAAAAAAAAAAAAAAAAAAAAAAAAAAAAAAAAAAAACCAGUGAAAAAGGAAAGAAAUAGUGGUGCCGGAGUUCUGGAUGUGCAAUUGGUUGAGUGUUCAUGUUAUAGUGAACACCAAAUUGUUCAUAGCGUAAUGAACACUAAAUGAUUAUGUGAAGCCGGCCAGCGUUUUUACUAUGAAUAUUUCCAAUGCCUGUAAGAAAACAAGAAACUCACAACUAAAAUGAUAUAGCACUAUGUACAAGAAACAGCACUGAUUCAAGAUUUGGGAUUGGUCUAUACGAGUUGCUACUUUUGUUCUUCGCAUUAAUAUUGGUUUGCUCAACUCUAUUCCAUACUGUGACUUAGUUUAGAAGUUUGCCCUCGCAAAGGUGUCUGAAGGGUGUCUGCUCACACUAUACAAGUUUAAAAGAGUUAACACUAUAAGAGAUUUCCACAACAGAUUGAACGCGAAUGAAUCCAUCAUCCAGUUAGAACCCAAAUCUCUUCAUUUCUAUCGUAUCCCCCGUGACAGGCUAACUGUAUGAGGCAUCAAGCACACACAAAAGCAACAAAUGGUCUAAUAAAACAAAAAAACCCAACUUCCUUCGUUUCCCUUCACCCCUACAAGUUGCAGCAGAAUUUUCUUUGCUAUUAUUGCUGCCACCCUUGGGAGUUCAUGUCAUGUAAAAUGUUAGUGGUUGGACUUAUUGAAGAUAUGUUAGCACUAUGUACUUGGGAUUGAGUCCCAGGGAACAUUGGUUCUGCAGUUUUGGGACGGGCUGCUGGGCGGAACGUCCCAGCCUGGAUUUCAGUCAGUUUGUGCAUUCCCCUCAAUGCCUGUGGGUAGUGCCAUGGUAUAAGCCAUUCAAUAGGCCAAAUUCUGUCUUCCGCUACACAGUGGUAAAUCAAUAAGGUGUACAUGAGAGUGGGAUUUUACCCCGCAACCCUAGUUCUUUGGCUUUCUGAUGGGAAUUAAAGCUAAACGUUUAAGAUGAAGGUUAAAAACUUUUCAAGGCCUUCACUGAAAAGGGAUCACGCAUACUACGCAGAAUGGCCAUUUGCACAUCCUCUCUUACAGAAUCCGUCCUAUCAUUUCAACUAUAGCAAGCUAUGAUUUUUAUAUAUAAAUAUUAUAUAAAUAAUGUAUAAAACAUUAAAAAUUAACUAUGUAAAAUAUUAUUUCUGAAACAAUUUUUAGAUAUAUCCACUAUGAUUAUAAACUGUGUCCUGACCUGUGUUAUUUACAUUUUGCUGCUUAAAAAAGCAUUGAAUUAAUUUUUUUAUAGUCGACUAAAAUAUUGUAGUUCUGUGGUAGUAAUAUUUUAAUGAAAAUAACUACAAUUAGAGACAUUUGUAUAAAAAAUCAUAUUAAAUUGUCUGUAUUUUUGUAAUGUUUCAUUUUGUAAAGAGAAGAAUAUUCAAAGACUUUUGUAGAAUACAAAAUUAAAGUUUGUAUCUGCGAAA